AUGCCCAGCCAGCUGAGUUUCCCGAUCUACAACCCGCUGUGCGACGCCGCCAUGCCAUUGUUCGGCCUGAUCCUCGACCUGCGCAAAGAAGCCCCCGCCGACGUUGCCCAACUGUACCAGUGCGCCUGCACCCUGAUCACCGAGAUCAUGGAGUGCGUCCACCCACUGGACUAUGACACCGGCACGCUGAAGCCUACUCCUACAGCUUGUGCGUGC
Mesorhabditis spiculigera is the source of this 216-nucleotide messenger RNA. The record is from the annotation of a GenBank genome assembly. NCBI's taxonomy places the organism in Eukaryota, Metazoa, Nematoda, Chromadorea, Rhabditida, Rhabditidae.